Molecule: messenger RNA, 1929 nt
Organism: Bemisia tabaci
Lineage: Eukaryota; Metazoa; Arthropoda; Insecta; Hemiptera; Aleyrodidae
Product: cathepsin L
Biological process (GO): proteolysis
Molecular function (GO): cysteine-type peptidase activity
Source: RefSeq, a predicted model, not a curated record
UUAUUUGGAACACAUCACUUCACUGGAGCUACAUAAAACCGUGAGAAAAGUGCAUUUGAAUCAUCUGCAGAAACCAUACGAAGCGUGCGGGUGUUAUAUUUAUAUUCUGGAGCGGUUUUGAAAAAAUAAGUUUCAUUUUUCAAGUAAGAUGACUCGUUUAGCGGCGAUCCUUAUUGUGGCCACUAUCGGGGUUUCGGGAGUUUUCGGAGAACACAAGGCGAACCUUGAAACUUGGCUGAGCUCCAAAAUGCCGCUGUCGGAAAGCUUCCUCGAAAAAGUAUUCGGAGAUUUCACUCUUGAGUACGGCAAAAAGUAUGACCCGAUCGAGAAAUCCGUGAGGUAUUCUCAAUUUGCGAAAAACAUCCGGAAAAUUCAAAAACUCAACGCUGAGGAGACAGGAACUGCCACUUACGGAAUCAAUGAAAUGACCGAUUGGACCCAAGAAGAGUUCCUUGCAAAACGGGCCAACGCGAAACCGGAGACGUUUUUUGGGAUUGAGGCUCUUCCUGUGGUCAAUGUCACAGCGUCUCAGUUAGCACAGAUCCCGGUUAGCUUCGACUGGCGACAACUGGGCAAGGUUUCCCCUGUCAAAGACCAGGGAAUCUGUGGAUCUUGUUGGGCUUUUGCAACCGUGUCCGUCAUGGAAACGGCUAAGGCGAUCAAAUACGAUGUCCUCCAGAACAUGUCCGAGCAACAACUUCUGGAUUGUGACAAAAAAUCUGAAGGCUGCAGAGGAGGUUGGAUGGAGUACGCUUUUCAGUCGAUCAAAGACAAAGGCGGUUUGAUGAGUGACGAAAAGUACCCAUACGAGGGCAGGCAGUAUCGCUGCAGAGUAAAACCUAAAAAAGUGGUGGCCAAGUUGGCGGAAGUCAUGAGAUUCGCGGACGGGGACACAAGUGAGAUGACAUACUGGAUCGCUACCUCAGGCACCUGUUCCAACGCCAUGAAUUCUGAAUCGCUCCAGUUUUAUAAAAAUGGCAUAAUUCGUAACGCAGGGUGCAGGGGUCGAGUAAAUCACGCCGUGGUUCUCGUAGGAUACGGCACGGAAAACGGUCAACAUUUCUGGAUCGUCAGGAAUAGCUGGGGCAAGAAAUGGGGUGAAGAUGGUUACUUUAGAAUCGCAAGAGGGGUGAACGCUUGUAACAUCGAACAGUACUCUUGGGGUGCCACUAUCAUGUGAGGAUAGGAAAUUUGUCUAAUCACACUGGUCCAAAGCUGUAAUUUAAGACUCAACCCAAAAAUGUAUCACUCUAUAAUAAAGGUCGGUACAGUGUUUUGCAGCUCUCGGAGCCCUGGAGAAAGUUACUUUUCGCCCUUUUGGUCCCACAUGUAGACAUACUUGAGAGCAAACAACCUCACUUAAGAGUCUACCUUUGAUUUUUCAUAUCAUUGUUAAAUUUGGUGUGUGAAUAUAGUUCCGCGAUGCUGGACGCCUAAAACCAUAGACUGAUACCAUACCACCUGAACCAUAGAUAGUUUCACACAAAAAGGAGAGGAUCAUCGUCAUACUUCGAUGUUACGUGUGCAAUAUUCAUGGCUACUGGCACAACUCUUUUGACAGAAAGGUCGACAUUCAAUGCUGCAAUCUUCAUCGAUCCAUGGAUUAAGACUCAAAUUAAAAUUUAAUUUUAUUAUGAUCGCGAAGCAGCUUCAAGGUUUUUAAAUCAGUGACAAUACUUGAGAGAUAUGAUUAAAUCUUUUAUUUUCAGAACAUUCUGGGAUAUAUGAAAAUGGACCAAUGCGAAAAUCUUCAAUGCAUAAGAUAUAUACGGAUGAAAGACGAGUCACUUUAUAACAUAAUGUAUAAUCAUACAGUAUCAUUUCUUACACUUUAGUUCAUUCUUGUUAGUAACAAAUGUACACCAUCGUUAAUACAACAUACCGGGAAAAUGAAUGUAAUGUGAAAUAAAAGACCAAUUACAAAAUCAA